This is a messenger RNA of Hyaloperonospora brassicae, 681 nucleotides long. The record is from the annotation of a GenBank genome assembly. NCBI's taxonomy places the organism in Eukaryota, Oomycota, Peronosporomycetes, Peronosporales, Peronosporaceae.
AUGAACGCGAGCGAUGCGGACCGACAGAUUAAGCAGAUGGUGAACUUUAUUCUGCAGGAAGCGCACGAGAAAGCCAACGAGAUUCGCAUUAAGACGGAGCACGACUUUAAUCUGGAGAAGCAGCUGCUGGUGCACAAUGCCAAACUCAAGAUCCAAGAAGAGUACAAACGCAAAGAGAAGGAGCGCGAAGUGAACAAGCGCAUUGCCCGCUCGGCCGAGAUCGGCGCCUCGCGACGACAAAAGAUGAUAGCUCGUGACGAGCUGCUGAAGACACUCAUUGUGGAGGGCCAAGAUCAGCUGAAGGGUUAUACGACCUCAGACGACAAGAACAAGGAGCUGCUGCGCGAGCUCAUCGUGCAAGGCCUGAUCAAGCUGUUCGAGACGGAGGUGGUGGUAGCUGUGCGCACUAAGGACGUGCAUGCUGCAGAGACGGUACUGCAAGAUGCCACGGCAAAGUACAUUGAUAUUGUGGAGAAGGAGGCCAACCAGGAUGUGAGCAACGUCAAGGUGACACUCAACAAGGCUGCUGACGGCAUGGUGUCGGACGCCAAAGCUGGGGGCGUCGUGUUGUAUGCAAAGCAGGGCAAAAUUGUGUGCGACAACACACUGGACACGCGCUUGAACCAGGUGUACUACGAUUUGAAGCCUACGGUGCGCAAGAUGCUGUUCCCGACUCCGUAG